Messenger RNA from Sinocyclocheilus grahami, 1385 nucleotides. RefSeq names its product spectrin beta chain, non-erythrocytic 4-like. The transcript is spliced from 5 exons. The record is from RefSeq and is a predicted model, not a curated record. Gene Ontology annotation, molecular function: phospholipid binding; protein binding. Lineage: Eukaryota; Metazoa; Chordata; Actinopteri; Cypriniformes; Cyprinidae. The coding region runs from base 213 to 728 and encodes 171 amino acids. Gene Ontology annotation, biological process: Golgi localization.
UUCAGGAAAGAGAAGCAGCACAGGCCCGAGGAGAGCUUCCACGUCUACCCAAUGGUUUUCCUGAGAAGACUUCUAGACUGGACCGGCCACGUGCUCGUGACAGACCCAAACCGAGAAGAAGACCCCGACCCAAGGAGCCAGCUGGCGAAACACGGCGCUCAAGGUCUGCGCCAGCCCAGAGCAGCCCACCAGUACCCCAGCCGCCUACCCACAUGGCCCAGCGUGAAGGGUUCCUCUUCCGCAAAAUAGACAUUGAGGGCCAAAAGAAGAGUUCGAACAGCAGAUCUUGGGUGAACCUGUACUGUGUGCUGAAUAAAGGUGAGCUGGGAUUCUAUAAGGAUGCGAAGAACACUUCCACACCUUACAACAACGAGCCGCUUAUCAACCUGAGCCGUUGUGCCUGUGAUAUCAACAAUGGUUACAAAAAGAAGAAGAAUGUCUUCACACUCAAAACUAACGAUGGAAGUGAGUUUCUGUUCCAUGCUAAAGAUGAGGACGAUCUAAAAAGCUGGAUCACAAGUAUAAACACCAGUAUAAGUGAGCAUGAAGAGAUUGGCAAACAGGGGCAGACCCAUCCAACUACCUCAUCUACUGACGAGGGAACGCGCAGGGAUGGCAGCAGGGCAGGCGGUUCGGAAAGAGGUGAAAAGUCAGACCGAGCCGACGGGGGAUCUGUGCGCUCAGACAAGGGUGAAAAGCCUGAGAAAAAGACAGGCAAGAAGAAAUGAGGCACACAAUUGCAGUGAGACAGGAGCCGGGACUUCAGAAAUCCAGGACAGUGCUCUGACGGAAUCAGAAAACGAAGGUGUCACUGUGAACUCCCUUUAUCUCUUGCUGUCCAGUUGAGUGUGGAAUCAGGCAACAUGGAGGAGCAAGAAGCUCCUGUGUCAGUGAGCGCCCUCUAGUGGCUGCCAAGGACCAUGACAAUUCAGGAGCUCCAUAUGGGCCAAAGAGCUGAUAGCAUAGGCAAAUGGAUGAUAAAAGAGAAAGAUGUUAUAGUAAAGUAGCUCACGAAGAUUAUUUUCUAAUCCGUCUAUGAAAAAGAUGACCCAUAUGUAUGUGUACCCGUCUCUCUCUUUGUAUAUUGUACGUCUCAACAUCAGUUCUAUACAAUCUCGCGCUGAAGAAAAUGGAAAUAUGCCAAAAUCUUUCUCGAGGUUAGUCUUUUUCUGAAGAGCAUGAUUUGUCUGUUUAUUUUGUAAGUUGUUUUGCUCUUUUAUACUGUUAACGUGUUGAUUUGUAUUCAUUGGCUCUUCCACACGAUUUUGAUUCUCGUCUUGCCACUUUGUAGACCACAUGUUUGAAUGUUUGGCAUAUGACAUAUCAGAGCAUGCCUACAAGGUUUAACUUUCAAAUGAAGAAAUAAAUGGUCUGUUUCAAAUAAA